AUGGUGGUUAAAAGGCCUCCGUGCGCAGUUGAUCUCCCCGUAGAUCGUGAGGCGCCAGUGGAGAGGUUGUUAACUGAGAUCAGACAAUUUGUUGCCUUACCACACUUGUUUCGGGCAAUAUGGUCUUUUAAGCAAGCUGAAGAUUUCCCAGUUGACGCUGCGAUAUACGAUUUCUUUGAAUAUGGUUUUGAUCGCCUGGCAGUAUAUUAUAAAUGGAAGUCGGAGAUGACGAAGUAUUUAAAAUUGGAAUAA
Molecule: messenger RNA, 252 nt
Organism: Enterobius vermicularis (human pinworm)
Lineage: Eukaryota; Metazoa; Nematoda; Chromadorea; Rhabditida; Oxyuridae
Source: the annotation of a GenBank genome assembly